AUGGCGCUCGGAAAAGCGCGCCCGGAGAGGACGUCCUUGCUGCUGGCGCUGCUGUCGCAGGCCAUUGCCGCGCCGGCGGGGUUUCGGGAAGCCUCGCUGGGCGCCUUCCUGCAGCAGAGCUACGGCGCGGCCUUCGGGGUGCUCCUCGGCGUAGGAGAGGGCGCCAGAGCGCGUCAGCUCCUGGCAGCCUGGCCGCAGGGGGUGCUGUUUCUGGUCGACCCCUACAUCCACCUAAGGCGAGGCUACGAGCGGCCCGCGAACUGGGAUGACAGCGCCCACCAAAGGGCCUACGACGAUUUGCGCAACCGUUUGCACGACGACCACAGCGUGCAGGGGCGCUACUCUUUCGUGCGGGAGUUCUCCUUCUCGGUACCGCAGAUCUGGGCAGACAAAAAGUGGGGUCCCAGCCCCAUGAUGGUCUUCCAUGACGCCAACCCCUCCUACGGUGCAGUGCGCACGGACUUGGCGUCCUGGUGGCCGCUACUGGCGGAGGGCGGCGCUUUCUGCGGCGCCAACUACACCGCGGAGGGCGACGGAUCGGUGGUGGGGGUGAAGCGAGCCGUGGACGAGUUCGCGGAAAGUAUGGGCCUGGAAGUCUUCGUCACCGACGACCCGACAGAGCCUGCCUGGAUCUUGCAGAAGCCCGGCUGA
Messenger RNA from Effrenium voratum, 651 nucleotides. NCBI's taxonomy places the organism in Eukaryota, Dinophyceae, Suessiales, Symbiodiniaceae. The record is from the annotation of a GenBank genome assembly.